AUGCCCUCUGUCAUCAACUUUGAUGCUUUUCGCCUCCGCUGGCGGUCAAAGUCUUUUGCCAAACCACUUUCGCCACCUAACGAGGAUGACAGUGACCGUUCUUCUUCUCCCGAGCGCGUCGAGCGUCGUAUUAGUUUCCACUUCACGACUCCCAACAAUGCCGAUGAACGACCCCGGAAUCUUCAAAAGACACUGCCGGAACUCCCAACAGGGGGCACCAGCAAACAAUCUCAUGUUGAACUCAUGAAUGAAAAAUCCAGCACUCAUUUUCUAGAGCAACCAGUGGAGGCAACUGAGAAGCGCGUCGGUCUCCUAAGGUCAACUACCAAUAUCCAUAAAUUAUCGCCCCCUACUACCAAACCACCACCUGACACGAAACCCUCGUUGAUUCGUCGCGUAACAUCAAAGUUACACAUCACCGUCCCCGCAUCUUCACAACCCAAGCCAUCACCCCCGCAUAUAGCACAUGUCCCCACAGAUGUGAAACACUUUUCACGACCUCCUCGAUCACCCCGCGUCAUACUUCCCCGUUCUCCCACGCUUCCCAACUCUUUUGCAUCGCGUGAGAAUCGUGAGGCUGCGCUGCGUGAGCGUGGUUUGCUUCCCCCCAAGAAGGAUCUCAGCGAACAGGAGCGUGAGGCCGACAAGCAUCUAGCUACACUCCCUGUCCCCGACAAAGAUCAGAGUGGCUCCAGUGCGGCAUCGAAAAUUAAGGAAGAAUGGUUGUCCAUAAAUCGUUCCUGUGAAGCGCGUGCCUCGGACUCUGGCAGUGGUACUGCAUUCUACCCAAGACAGCUGCCCAGCUUUGGUGCGCUGGCAUCAGGGGUAUCCCCGCUGUCACAUUCGGCAUCUCCAUCACUACCCCAGAGCCCAACAUGUGAUUCCGAUUCCACUCGCGCGGACCUUAAUCCCGAGAUGUCUUUCAUAGCAAGAUCCUCAAUUUCCAGUAGCGUCCCACCCCUGUCCCCAUCUUCGCAUCUGGAAGUACUCGAGGAAGAACCUGCAGAGCAUGUGCCUCCAACACCACCGCCACCGCCACCGCACUAUGUUCAUCCGCCAAUAGUCGUCUCCACCCCAGUGGAGGACUAUUUCCCCCCGGGUCACACUGCCCUUCCUGAGAGUCCAGUCUCUUGUUCCUUUUCUAGCUAUCUUGCACCUCCAGGAUCAUCCUCACAGCCGCACACAUCCCCACCGGUCUUACCGGACAAGGAGAACUCAUAUUCUCCAUUCCCGGCACCCCCAUCCCGGCGGCGUACGACAGAAUCAAAUGUUCGCAGACGCUCAUCAGUUGGAACAUCUCUGUCCAAAUUUGGCACUAACUCACUCACCAAUUUGCGUCGCUCGAUUGGGAGUGUCAGAUAUUCAGGGUCUAGUGCGGAUCUAUCGAGUACUUCCAGUCACCUUUCCUCUCCACGAGUAUCUGUGAGGCCGACGAUGCAUAACCGUGGAAGCAUACUGCUCGAGACCAAGGGUAUCCAAGACGCAGAGAGUCGCCGACUGAGUGAGCUAGCAUUCUUGGAUUGA
This is a messenger RNA of Suillus clintonianus, 1524 nucleotides long. RefSeq lists its product as uncharacterized. The transcript is spliced from 2 exons. Bases 1 to 1524 code for a protein of 507 amino acids. The record is from RefSeq and is a predicted model, not a curated record. Lineage: Eukaryota; Fungi; Basidiomycota; Agaricomycetes; Boletales; Suillaceae.